Hemiscyllium ocellatum (epaulette shark) is the source of this 1623-nucleotide messenger RNA. It is a transcript of the gene ftcd, whose product is annotated as formimidoyltransferase cyclodeaminase. The transcript has 14 exons. Bases 1 to 1623 code for a protein of 540 amino acids. The record is from RefSeq and is a predicted model, not a curated record. Gene Ontology annotation, molecular function: transferase activity; folic acid binding. NCBI's taxonomy places the organism in Eukaryota, Metazoa, Chordata, Chondrichthyes, Orectolobiformes, Hemiscylliidae.
AUGGCCCGGCUUGUGGAAUGUGUUCCAAAUUUCUCCAACGGGCAGAAUAAGGAGGUUAUUGAUGCCAUCGCUGAUGCUAUUUCACGGACUAAUGGCUGCUCUCUGUUGGAUGUGGAUCCUGGUCCCUCCACUAAUCGGACGGUGUAUACGUUUGUUGGUUCUCCCGAGGCUGUGGUAGAGGGAGCAUUGAAUGCUGCACAAGUGGCCUUUGACCUCAUCGACAUGACGACACACAGAGGUGAACAUCCCAGACUAGGUAGUCUGGAUGUUUGUCCCUUUAUCCCAGUCCGGAAUGUCGAUAUGGCUGAUUGUGUUUGGUGUGCAAAUGAGUUCGGCAAACGGCUUGCAGACAACCUGCAAGUGCCUGUGUAUUUAUACGCAGAAGCAGCUCGUGAUGAAAGACGGAGAACAUUGCCCAGCAUUCGUGCUGGUGAAUAUGAAGGGCUCCCGGAAAAGCUGAAGAAUCCGGAGUGGAGUCCGGACUUUGGGAGCACGACUUUUGUCCCGCGCUGGGGAGCCACAGUGACCGGAGCCCGGAACUUCCUCAUCGCCUUCAACGUGAAUCUACUGAGCACGAAGGAGCAAGCUCACCGCAUUGCCCUCAAUAUCCGAGAGCAAGGUCGAGGCAGGGACCAGCCUGGACGUCUGAAUAAAGUGCAAGCUAUUGGCUGGUACUUAGAGGAAGCUAAUAUUGCCCAGGUCUCCACUAAUCUUCUUGAUUUCGAAGUGACUGCACUGCACACAGUAUUUGAAGAAGUCUGUAAGGAUGCCAAGGAUUUAGAUUUGCCCGUCGUUGGCUCUCAGAUUGUUGGUCUCGUCCCCUUGAAAUCCAUAAUGGCUGCCGCGGAGUUUUAUAUGAAGAAAGAAAACUUAUUUAUCCUUGAGGAAGAGCAUAAAGUCCGACUGGUCAUCAGCCGACUGGGCCUUGAUUCUCUUGCUCCUUUCAAUGCUAAAGAAAGAAUUAUUGAAUACAUGGUGCAGGAGGAGCAGGAGAGUCGCCUGGUUUCUUUGCCUCUGCAGGAAUUUAUUAAAAAUGUUGGAGCUCGGUCUGCAGCUCCUGGUGGAGGCUCCGUCACUGCAGCCGUGGCUGCCAUGGGUGCGGCCCUGGGCUCAAUGGUUGGAUUAAUGACUUACGGCAAGCGACAAUUUGAUCAUCUGGAUAGUUCAAUGAGGAAACUGAUCACUCCUUUCCAUCGCACAAUGAAUGAGCUCAUCACCAUGGUGGAUGAUGACUCCAACGCGUUCAACAGCUACAUGGCUGCCCUCAAGAUGCCCAAGUCAACCUCAGCAGAAAGGGAAAGGCGAGAAGCUGCAAUGCAGGACGGUUUGAAGAAAGCAAUCAACGUCCCCCUGGCCUUAGCAGAGAAGGUGAACAGUCUCUGGCCUGUCUUAAAGGAGAUGGCAACAUGUGGAAACCUGGCCUGCAAAUCAGACUUGCAGGUUGCUGCUAAAGCUUUGGAACUGGGAGUAUUUGGGGCCCAUUACAACAUCAUCAUUAACCUCAAGGAUAUGAAAGAUCAGGAUUUCAGCACCAAGGCCAGAGCAAGGGCUCUUGACCUCCUGGAGGAGGCGAGACGAAACACCGUGCAGGCCUUAGAGCUGAUGGACAAACGGAAGGAGUGA